CUCAGUAGCUGGGAUUCACUGCACACAGGCUCCUCUUUGGGGCCCAGGAGGCUUUCUCUGGCUGGGAUGAAGAACUUGAACAGAAACUCAUUGCCGGCUUCCUCCCCGUGCAAGCACAAAAUCCCUGUAUUGCCCUCCACUGAGAGCCAGGUUGGAGAUGGAUGCUGAGAACAGGAAAGGCGUAUGAGGAGGAUUCCUUUGGCUUCGUCUUUGCUGCUCACCAUUGUGGACACCUGGUGCCCAGUCCCAAGCAGCCAUGGCGACGGCGGCUCUUCCCAAUGCCCUGGAGGUCGACGAGAAGUCCCCAGAGUCCAAGGACCUUCUGCCCAGCCAGACAGCCAGCUCCCUGUGCAUCAGCUCCAGAAGCGAGUCCGUCUGGACCGCUGCUCCCAGGAGUAACUGGGAGAUCUACCGCAAGCCCAUCAUCGUCAUGUCUGUGGGUGGCGCCAUCCUCCUCUUCGGUGUGGUCAUCACCUGCUUCACCUACAUCCAGAGCCUGGAUGACAAGCUCCUGAAGGUCCUGAAGAUGACAGGGCCUGCCUUUUUGUCCCUGGGACUCAUGACGCUCGUGUGUGGGCUGGUGUGGGUGCCCAUCAUCAAAAAGAAACAGAAGCAGAGACAGAAGUCAAUUUUCUUCCAGAGUCUCAAGUCCUUCUUCCUGAAUCGCUGAUGGCAGCCUCAUCCUGUUCUCCCCAUUACCCUGCACCUCGACCAGAAAGAGAUGUGAUGACCAUCUCCUUGGUGGUGGGGUUGGCCAUCAGAGUGAUCCAGGCAAACCCUCUUCCUGGCCCUGUGGGAGAGAGUGAGCUCAGGGCCCCACCCCAGGAGCUGGGGAACAUUGUAUCUCAUGUAGUCUCCUGUUAUUACUGACGCUUCCCUCGGAUUCUGGCUGCAGCCAUCCCUUUCAUGGCCCUCAUUCCCCACUCCCAUGGCUAGGUGUCACUCAUCUGACUCUCUGCAAGAGCUAUGCACACUGGGAAAUGCCUGGGGGUGGGCUGUGCCCCCAGGAGAACCUCAUGUUCACAUGUCUGAGUGCCUGGAAUCCACAUUUUGAUCCUUCUGGAAUCCAAACUGUCCAGCAGGAGUCCUUUGCAGAAGAGAGGGGAGGCUGAGCUCUGACCCAUUGGGUUUGCCAGCCCCAGCACCCUUCUUGGGCCCCAAUACUGGAUUGCAUUUCAAGAGACCAGUUGAGUCACAGCAUCAAACAUUCCAAAGAGUGAACAGUGAAGGGCAGCCAGCCUGGGAGACAUACUUCCCAAGCAGGCACAUUCCUCCCAGAAAUGUUCCUCGGCCAGCUGAGGAAGUUUAAUUCCCAAUUAUAUUGUAUUUACACCAGAGCCAGUGGGGCUGAGGGAUGUAACAGUUUACCCUUGACCUUCUAACCCCUCUCCUCGACUAUUCUCACCUCUGAGCUUUCCCCCUACCCCUGCCUCCACACCCAAUUCUAAAACAGCAUGAUGGAAACCUGCAGAGGAUUCUGUCAGCUUGUUCUCUCCUUCGCCUCUGUCAGGAAUCAAAAUCAAGUAAAUCACAUUCCACAUUUGAAUGGUCUGUAGGUUUCAAGAGAUAUAAUUUGCUUUAGAAAAUCCAACUUCUACUCUCCCUGCCCCCACCCACUGUACAAGCAAAUGUGUAUUGAGUGCCCUGCUCUGGCCAGGCUCUGGGUCAGGAGCACAACAGACAAGGUCCCUGCUCUCUUUUUCUUUCCAAAGUGAGAGACAGCCAGGCCAACAGGCAUUUGAUACCCUGUGCUGAGUACUUGAUGGGGGAAAUGGGGAAGCAGUGUGGGAACAUGAAGGGCACAGCCCACCCAGAUUUGGGAGAGGACAGAGAUUACUGGAGCCUGUGUCAUCCAAACUGAGAACAGAAGGAAAGAUAAGAGCUAGCACAGAGGUGAAAGGAAAAGCAUUUUGGGUAGGGGGAACAGCUUCUGCAAAGGCUCGGGGGCAGGGAGCAGGGGGCACACAGUAAAAUCAGGGAGGCAACUGCACAGUCACCUCCUUCGCCUCCCGAAUGUGCCGUUCCAGCCCCUCUCUUGGCCUGCUUCCCCAAGUGCCUCAGUGCAGCUUCUCCAGGGGGGUACACCGAGGGCCUCCUAGGGUCUCAGGCAGAGACUGGAAGGGAGUUUCCAGAGAACCCACUGAGCAAAGACCACCCAGGAGGUAAGUACUCUCCAAACCUGGGGCUCCAUGUAGCAACUAGAGGCCCUUAGGUGACAGAGGAGGGGUCCCUGUGAGAAAGCUGGCCAGCUGCCCUAGGCCAGGCCAGAGGAAAGCAUCUGAUGACAAGAUGUGCAGGGAGGGCAUCCUGCACUAGAAUCACCAUUGGCUUGAGCUGAUGCCCAGCACUCCUCAGCCUCCUGGACCACCUCCCCAGUUACCAUGGCAACCUGUCUACCAGGCAUCCAGGUAUCCCCAUCCUUCGUGGUGGCUCCAUAUGCAGAGUCACAACCUCACCUUGUUCCCUCUGUGUCAUAGGGUGUUCCAUGGAAGCAGGUACUGUGACAUGAGGACGUAUGCCUCACCCACCAAUGGAGCUUAAAUUCUGAGAGCUUGUGGCCUUUGAGCUUCCCCCUGAAUGGCAUGUCUCUCACUGAGACAGUGUGGUGGGCCCUUAGCCCACCUGUCCCCUGCACACAGGUGGUCAGGACCAAUGUGGGAAGUGUUGCAAGUGCCAUGUCACUAAUUGUAGCUCUAGUGUCUCAAGUGGCAGGGAUUGCAGAUCAUGUCCCUUCGCUGACAUGAAUGCAGGUUCAAUAUGGGCCCUAUAAAUCACUCACAUUCCUCGAUGCUUUCUUACAUGGAGCAAAUGGGAUGGACUCCCAGCUACUUCGCUGGGAAUCCACAUGUCCUCUGUCUGAUUUCAUCUGCCCAAAGCCUGUAGUCCAUGGGCCCAGCUAGGAGAAGGGCCCUGUGGCUGCUACUACCUUGUACGUCUUGGUGGAAUGAAGUCUGGGGACUUCAUCAUGACUCCAGUGUCCAGGGUCCGUGCUUGCCUCACAGUCUCCUGCAGUACUUGCCCACAAGCCCUCUCCCCCAGCUAGUUUCUCAGCAAGAAAAAUGAGGAAGGGGCUGUGAGGAAAGAUCCCCAAGCAUCAUUUAUCUCCACUGGGAUGUCCCAUAGGAGUGUGGACCCAGGAAUAUGCCAGCAGAUGCUGAGGAGAUUUGCCCAAAAGCCAACACUGCAUGGAAGCCUGAGGUGUGAAUACACCUAGUCUGAGAAUGCAGCCCAGGUCAGCAUGACAUUUCUGGGAAAAAGCAUCACCGCCCUGACUCCUUUCAUGCCCGUGGAUCGGAGAACAGGACCAGCAUUCCCGUGUCUGGCUAACUGGAUUGCAUUACCCCACCCACAGCUAUUCUCUUUGGGAGAGUUCAAUUUCAUCCGUGUCCUAAAGGAGUAGAUGUAAUGUUGAAUUGUAUUCUAUUUAACAGUGUCUGCUGUGUCUUCAUUCUGUUCC
This is a messenger RNA of Manis javanica (Malayan pangolin), 3457 nucleotides long. RefSeq names its product phosphoinositide interacting regulator of transient receptor potential channels (gene PIRT). Gene Ontology annotation, biological process: positive regulation of cation channel activity. Lineage: Eukaryota; Metazoa; Chordata; Mammalia; Pholidota; Manidae. Gene Ontology annotation, molecular function: transmembrane transporter binding; phosphatidylinositol bisphosphate binding. The record is from RefSeq and is a predicted model, not a curated record. Gene Ontology annotation, cellular component: plasma membrane.